CUCAGCCAGGCCUUUCCUGUUUCCCUCCCCCUCGCGAGCGCCUCCGCCAGGCUUGUUCACGUGACCGGCCCAGGGGAGGGGCGGGGCUCACAGAAGCGUGAGGGGAGGGGCGCUGGAAGACGUAGUAGCGUCAUCGAGAGGCGUCGGGCUAGUUGUGGGGCUUAGUGUUUCAGGGAGUCUCGAGGUUCAGGGGCGAGGCGAGAUGGCGGAGGCCGCGGCGCUUGUGUGGAUUCGGGGCCCCGGCUUCGGGUGCAGGGCUGUGCGGUGCGCCUCGGCUCGGUGCUCCGUCCGGGAUUUUAUCCAUCGACACUGCCAAGAUCAGGAUGUUCCAGUGGAAUACUUCUUUGUGAAGUGCAAUGGAGCACUCAUUAACAACAGUGACACGGUGCAGCAUGGAGCUGUUUAUAGUUUGGAACCCAAACUUCUUGGUGGGAAAGGAGGUUUUGGGUCUAUGCUCCGAGCACUUGGUGCUCAGAUUGAGAAGACAACUAAUCGAGAAGCUUGCCGGGAUCUCAGUGGAAGGAGACUACGAGAUGUCAAUCAUGAAAAAGCAAUGGCUGAAUGGGUAAAACAACAAGCAGAGCGAGAGGCCGAAAAGGAGCAAAAACGGCUGGAGCGACUGCAGCGGAAGCUUGCGGAGCCCAAGCACUGCUUCGCCAGCCCCGAUUACCAGCAGCAGUGCCACGAGAUGGCCGAGCGCCUGGAGGAUUCUGUCCUCAAAGGUAAGAGUGAGGAUUCCUUAGUGUCAGCAGCAGGCAAUGUGGCAGAAUCUGUUUCCUGGAAAAACUGGAACUCUUUGCUUUACAGAGAAGUCAUAAACAGUGUUAAACCUCUCUGUUGCUCUGACAGGUUGGGCAUGGAAGGACUGGGAACUGCAGAAGAGUCCAGUUCUGAGAGCUCAGAAGAUGACGGUGAAGAAGCACCUAGUACUUCAGAAAUGAGCUUCCACACUUCAAAAAUUGGCAGUGAUGGCAUCAAGAAGUCAGGCGAAUUUCCCAGUAGUUCUCAGAGGGUGGGAGUAGUGAGUACAGAGUUUAGAUCACCAGAAAAACUGCAAAUGCCAGUGACUGACUCUGGAAAGGAUAUUUCAGAAGACUUGUGUGCUGGGCUAGGGGAGACAUCUACCAACGAGCACACGGAAAACAAGAUGAUCGUUUUAGAAACAGAAGAGACCUGGGAGAGAAAGAAGGCAGAGAGUCAAGAACCCAUAGAAAAGGAAGCAGGUGAGGCUGGACUAAACAGGGAUAAAGAGACAAAAGAAAUGACUGAUGGGAAAAGAGCUGCCAACGUAGUACCUGGAGAAGAGAAGGAAAAAGUUCCCAUUGCCAAACUGGAGGGAAGCCAGCCGGGAAAUACAGUUAUUGGUAAGGAAACUAUAAAUUUAUUGGCGUUCAGCUCUGUUGCAGACCUGGAGCUGCUGGGUUUGGAGAAGCUCAAGUGGGAACUGAUGGCCCUGGGACUGAAGUGCGGGGGCACUCUGCAGGAGCGGGCAGCAAGACUCUUCUCUGUCAGAGGACUGGCAAAGGAACAAAUUGACCCAGCUUUGUUUGCCAAGCCUUUGAAAGGGAAGAAGAAAUGAAUUUCAUCACAGCUGAUUUCCUAUUUCUUUAUAGACUAGCAUCAUAACCUGCAUAAUGUGGACUCUUAUAUUCCUGUUUAUAUUAAAAGCUAACUUUUUAACAAUCUA
This is a messenger RNA of Microcebus murinus (gray mouse lemur), 1687 nucleotides long. The record is from RefSeq and is a predicted model, not a curated record. Lineage: Eukaryota; Metazoa; Chordata; Mammalia; Primates; Cheirogaleidae.